GGCUUUCGCUCUUUCCCUUUCCACAUGAUCUUUUCUUCACGUGUAUCCAUCCAUCAAUCAACCAGAACACAAGAACUUCAAGAACUUCUCCGAAAGACAAGUAGCUUAUUCCAGGAUUUUUGAAUUACAAUCCAUUUCUCUGAGGGUGUUCUCUCCUGUCUCAGUUCGGCCUUCAUAACCUAGUAAGGAUAUUCGACCUUUGUUUUCGUGACAUUGCCGUUUUGAUCACUCGUGAUCAAUUGAAUGGACGUUUAACAACAUCAUCUGACCUGGUGUGUAUUUUGAUAUUUCCCCCUCCCAAUGAAAGGAUAUCAUCUAAAUGAAUCUAUUAAUCAUAAUCAAUAAAGUCUUCUACUGAUAAUUUCAUAGCUUUGACCUCUUUUUUUUCAUCAAUAGCUCAGUGAUUGGGGAUAUAACAAUAUCAAAAUCACUUCUGUCGCAUUCUGAAAAGCCUCGGACAAGGGAAGGGAGGAAGAAGAUAACAAAAAAGCACAACCGACCACUGACCACCACCACCGAUCACCACUGACCGGACCACUGACCUACUACCAACCUUAGGUCAUAAAAAAAAAAGGUGCGUGAAAUUUCAUAAUCAAGUUCCACACCCAUCCGCCCAAAAAAGGCGCCAAAGAUCGAUCAAAUUUAUUUUCAAAUCUGUGCCUGUCCGUCGCAUCCAUCCGUUACAACUUGUCAGAAGCGCCACUUGCACAUUUAUGAAAAGGAAAAAAAAGAGGUUAUCUUUCGUGGAACCUUUGCGGUGUUCAAUUCCACGCAACAAGGAUUGUUCGGACAUUACCGUUGGUCAAAAACAUCUGCAAUUCAUAAAUCACCAGAUCCGCAAACACACAGAAAAUGCCUCCUCCCAUGAUUUUGAUCAUAUCUCGCAGAGCAGCGUCAAUAUCAAUAUCAUAUUGUAACUGCACUAUUACCUGCGAUGUUCACCAAAAUUACAUUAUUCCUGUUUGCUCCCAAGUACAACAAUUAAUGUAAAGUACAAUAAUUGUUGUACUUAUGUCAACGAAAAAGCUUGAUUCAUGAUCAUGAUUUUAUCAAUCGGAAGUUGCAGCAUUUCAAAAGAGGGCGCAACCCCAACAACACCCAAAUUUCUAUUGAUAUCUCAUUUUCUUAUCAAGAAGUGGUUGAUUGAUUGAAUUGCUAUGUGAUACUUUAUCUGCAAUGACACGUGCUGACCUUGUAGGUACGACUUCGAAGGACACAAAAACGUUCGUUUCGAAGAUCACGGCGACGAACUACUGCAGCUGAGCGCUUCGAAGCAUCAGAGCGAGUCACCGAUACGUCUUCAUUGCUUCCGUAGGAGCCGUGCCCUUUGCACUAGAAGACCACUUUUGUUGCACUUGUGCCAGCCUCGGUAGACACGUCAUUAAAUCGCGAAAGAUCAAGUUCAGCCUUAAAUCUAUCUACCAACCCCUCGAGGUCAUCUGCGCCUUACGAUUGUUAAUUCCUCAAAUCCCCCACAAAUCAUCGUGCAAGGCUCGUCACGAGGACACCAGAUUAUCGCAAUGGCAGACAUGGACCUUGAACAUUCAGGAUUGCAGGAAGUAGCAAAUGCUAUGCGAGAAGAGAAUGCUAAUAUGAGCAACACUGCACAAAAGCGGAAGCGGGACUCCGAAUCAGCUGAUGACACGAGGCGACUUAACAACAAGCGUGUUUCCCCGAAUUCUGGUAAUGACCCCGGUGACCAAUCGUUGGUCAAUCAGCAGAUCGGUGAUGUAGAAGCCCUGCAGAAUUAUGCCAACCUUCAACACAACCAGCAAAUUCAUCCCGACCAUCAAAAUGGUGCCGCAGACCAUGCCAACGCCUCUUCUACUGCCGCUGCGGCACUUGCUGGAAUCUAUCCAACCAUGACCAUUCCACAACCAACAGAUGUCUCUUUUGCUUCUCAAGCAUCGGAGAACGACCGCCACCAGGAUUCAUCUUUCAUGGAUAACAACCAGCAACCGGACAACAGCUUCAUGGAUAAUUCACAACAGCAACACCAACCUCAAAAUCGAAGUUCUGGUUCAAAACCUGUUGUGGGUUCUGAUGAAUGGCAUAAGGUCCGAAAGGAUAACCACAAAGAAGGUAGUUUUCAUUCAAUACAUUCCCCUUUUCUUUUCUUGUACUGAUAAUUCCCAGUUGAGAGGCGCCGUCGAGAAACCAUCAAUGAAGGUAUCAAUGAGUUAGCCAAGAUUGUACCAGGGUGUGAGAAGAACAAAGGAUCGAUCUUACAGAGAGCUGUUCAAUUCAUCACUCAACUCAAGGAGAACGAGACUCAAAACAUUGAGAAAUGGACACUCGAGAAGCUUCUGACUGAACAAGCCAUCGCAGAGCUCAGUGCAAGCAAUGACAAGUUGAAGACGGAAUGUGAGAGAGCAUGGCGAGAGGUUGAGACAUGGAAGAAGACAUGUCAGAGUGCUGGAUUGGCACCCAAGAAGGAAGAUGCAGGUCCUUCAGAUAACUAGAUGAUGGAGUCUUGAGAAUGUUGGGCGGCCUUCUCCUACAUUGUUGGUCACACUGCGAUAAGAUGAUACCCUUUACAAACAGUUGUGUCAAGCAUUUGAGUGUUGACUUACCGCUUUUUAUUCUUUCGCGUCUGGGAGAACCAGGGAUUUUGGAGACGGUCGGUAGCUUUGCUUUAUAGUCCUGUUUUCUAACAGGAAAAUAGUUGGAGGAUUAUCCUUAGAUCUAAAAU
Molecule: messenger RNA, 2692 nt
Organism: Sclerotinia trifoliorum
Lineage: Eukaryota; Fungi; Ascomycota; Leotiomycetes; Helotiales; Sclerotiniaceae
Source: the annotation of a GenBank genome assembly